Messenger RNA from Quercus lobata, 772 nucleotides. RefSeq lists its product as uncharacterized. Lineage: Eukaryota; Viridiplantae; Streptophyta; Magnoliopsida; Fagales; Fagaceae. Bases 160 to 477 code for a protein of 105 amino acids. The record is from RefSeq and is a predicted model, not a curated record. The transcript has 2 exons.
GGGCCUUACCAAUAUUAAUCAGUCUCUUCCUCUAGAACUGUAACUAUAACCGCCUAUAAAAAAAAGUUCAAAAGCCACACUUUUCCCUCGCUCGCUGUACCGAAUCCGAGAUCAUAAAAUUCAAAAACAAAACAGAGAGAGAGAGAGAGAGAGAGAGAGAUGAGAAUGGAGGAGGGAUCACCAGAGAAGGCAGAGAUGGAAAAGAAGGAGGAAGCUCUGAAAUCGAGAGUCGCAGUUCGCUGUGCCAAAGCCGCGUUCCUACUUUCUUCGCUCAAACCGCUCCCAAAUUCCACCGCCGACCACCACCACCACCAGGAAAAGAAGAUGCUGGAGAUGAAGAUGGAACUGGCGAGGGAGCGGCUCAAGAACAAGAGGAUCAAGCAAUGUGCUCUAAUCGAGCUGGUUCUUGAGCUCGCUUUGGUUCUCUCUCUUUCCACUUUCUUCUUCAUGCUCUUUCUCAAUCUGAUCGAGCUGUGAUCGCCAUCUGUGCGGUUCCUUGAGCUCAGGUUUGAAAAUCUAAGUCGUCCUUCCGCUGUAAACAAUCACCUACUACUAUUCCAUCUACUACUACUACAUUUAGGUCAAUUCACAAUCCUAGAAAUUUGAUUUUCCAAGAGAGGGAGAAACUGUGUCUCAUUGAGUCAAUUUCAAUGGAAGGAAUAUGAAAAUGUGAAUCGUGCUUUGUUUCGCUUUCUCAUUGUGCUUAUACUAUAGAAUUGUUCAGACAUAUAUUCAUAUAUUCUAUCAAUUUGAUUGGCUAGACCUAGAUCUA